Eriocheir sinensis (Chinese mitten crab) is the source of this 7375-nucleotide messenger RNA. RefSeq names its product voltage-gated hydrogen channel 1-like. The record is from RefSeq and is a predicted model, not a curated record. Gene Ontology annotation, cellular component: plasma membrane. Lineage: Eukaryota; Metazoa; Arthropoda; Malacostraca; Decapoda; Varunidae. Bases 171 to 908 code for a protein of 245 amino acids. The transcript is spliced from 6 exons. Gene Ontology annotation, molecular function: voltage-gated proton channel activity. Gene Ontology annotation, biological process: proton transmembrane transport.
GAAAAAAGGGGGAAAAAAAGCAACAUUCAAGGUGACGGCGGCAGAACAACGCCCUCCACCUCAAUCAGCUGGUCGAGGGGCGGAGAAGGAGGAGGGGCUCACUCAGGGCUGCAAGAGGAGGCGGUGGCGGCUAAAUUUAGAGUCACAGCGUCGUCUGCCCAAGCCCAAGUAUGGCAAACUUAAAAAAUGAUUUGGAAGAGGGGUGCCUUGAGGCAGAGUCUUCUACUUCAGUACAAGAUACUCACAGCUUGAAAUCAGGAUCUUCAGAUGACGCUUCCUUGCGAUCAAGGACUUCCCUCAAGCAGCACCUACAGCAAUACCUGCGUUCCACUCCUUGUCAGAUAUUGCUAGUUGGCUUGGUGAUUGUAGACACACUGCUUGUCAUCACAGAGUUAAUGCUGGACCUAGCAAUAAGGGACUCGGAGUCGCCUUUACCAUUCCUCUUCCAUGCUUUGUCCCUGAGCGUAAUGGUUCUCUUUGUUGUGGAAAUUGGACUCAAGUUGUAUGCAUACCAAUUGGAUUUUUUCACUCACAAGGGAGAUGUGUUUGAUGCAGUUGUUGUGAUUGUGUGUUUCUGUUUGGAUGCUGUCUACCUCCACUCUCAUGAUGCACAUGCUGGCGCAGGCUUCAUGAUUGUGCUGCGGCUCUGGAGAGUCGUCCACAUACAGCGUGCCAUGGUAGCACAAAUAAAGAAGGUAGGAGACAAGAAGGUUCAGAGAGAGAGAGAGAUGAGAUUCCAAGUGGAGCAAGAGAUGGAGAAGUAUCGUGAGCACAACUAUACCCAGGAAGCAUAUAUUAAACACCUUCAGGAGCUCCUUAUGGAAAACAACAUCUCAUUCAAAGAUGAAUACCGAAGUCCUCUUAAUGCUGAAAACACUCCUGAUUCUGCCGAGGUGACUCCGCAGUGAGGCAGCAUAUCUUCAGGUGCUUGUCAAGUGUGACCACCAACUUGAGAGUACAAAUUUUUGUUCUGGUGGGGCCUUCUGUGAAGGUUACUCAUCAGAUCACCUGACUAAAAACUCAAAAGUAAGUGAUUUAUUUUAUCAUAUCUGAUGUAGUUUAUAUAAAUAUAAUAUAUAUAUUUUUUGUCUUUAUUGUGAAUUUUCUUAAUAGUCAAAUCUAAUUAUUUUCUUAUAAUAGUAUGCAUGAUGUCUUUUGUUUUCUAAAAUGGGAGAACAGAGUCAGUUUUACAUUUAGCACUGAUGGUGGAUGUAUCCUUUACUCCUCUGUGCUGAAGGAUUUUUAAAUGUGAUGUUCUAAAAGCGUAUACUUACAUUUAUGUACUUAUGUGGUAGCUAUAUAAAUAGCAUCUGUUGGUGCUACAAGGUUAACAUGAACACAAUGUAGUUUAAAAUUUUAUUGUUGCUUUUAAAAUUAAUCGUAACCUGGUAGCUGCGGGGACAGCGCUUCUUAAAGGCUCCUCUAAGCGAAUUAAUGAGAAAAAAAUCAUCACUCACACAAAUCAUUAUAUAAUAGAUAACAACACAUUUGUAAUCAAUUGGUGCAUUCUCUAUUUUGGGUGGUUUAUCAAGCCAAAAAUUUGGCCCGUCGCUGGUACCCGGUAAACCCACAAAUUUGGCCCGUCGCUGCUACCGGGUUAAAUCUUAUAAAAAAACGGCUGUUAAAAAUGCAUUAUCAUUGGUGUGCAUCAGAUGGUGUGUUACCAGUCUGCCUCAGGAAGUCCUUGGUGACUUUUUUAUUAUUAAAGUGAGUCUCAAACCAACACAUAGAGCUACAUUGCUUAGUCCAUUUGUUAGUCAGUCAUUGUCACACAGAGGGCUUGGCCAUAUUUAUGUGGUUGACCUUUUGAUGUCUGUGCCCUAUUGUGGACAGUGCCAUUUUUAGCUACUGGGGCACAAUAAGGUCAUGGUAUCAUCACCAUUCUCUUAAAUUAAGUGUAUAAGUGUUGUGAAUAUUAGUCCAGGAGUUUUCAGAUCUUUGAUUCAUUCACUAAAGGUUGUUUCUGUUCCUUAUUAUUUUUCUAUAUAUUUUACCUUCAUUGUUUAUUAUUAUUCAGUUGUAAGCUGCUGAAUUCAUUUGGUUCUGAGAAGAAAUGCAUUGUUAAGGAUGCAUUGUAUUUUGCACAUCAAUUCAUGAAUGAUGAAGGUCAAAGAUGAAGUGCUCUGCUGAUUCUUAUGUAUUUCAUUAUAUCCAUAGUUUGUACUUCACUGUCCAAAAACUGAGAAGAUUUUGUAAUUUAUAAGGAUCUAGUAAUUUUAGGUACACUAGGUAUUGUACUUAUAGUAUUAUUCAUUCUAAUCUCACUAAGUAUAAUUAGUGACCCUGUUUCCUAUAUAGGUAAGGUAAGGAGUAAAAAUGGGCGUUGUGACAAUCUUGACAAGUGUUCUCGUGAAAAAAUAGUUGGGAAUUUCAUUCCUAACUCCAGCAUUUUGUAAGCUAGGAGCUACAUCUCCUCUAGUCACCUUUUAUGGCAUUCAGUAGAUUACAGAGAUGCAUUCGUAAUCCUCAAGUCUCCCUUAAAUCUAAAAAAAAAUCUCUAGUUGUUUGCAUACAGUGCACAGUGAAAAGUAAUUGUUAUGGUAUCCCUAGUCUGUUGUUUGCCAUUCGAUAUCACAGCAGCAACAAGAAUACUCUAAAUUAUGACUAGGAACAACUUGGUUACUUUAGCUAAUUUAUUCAUUCUUAUUUCAAAAGUCAGGUGCAUUAUGCAUAGUGUGCAGAGCUUGUGAUCUGUCAAAUGCAUUGAAGCAAUAAUAUCUGGUGCUGUGGGAGUUUGUCAGCUUAGAGAUGAGAGGUUUGAAUAAUAUCCCUAGCCAUGUAGAGAAACUUUUGACUGUCUAGGUCCAUGUCUGAACCACCCACCUCAUGUAUGGUUUGUAUUUUAUACUGGGUAUCUACAACAAACCUUAGUUUUAAGGGGUAUGUUUUCAGGCUACAAAUAUUUGAUUAAAAAUGGACACAUAUGAUGGACAUGUAAUUUUAAAGUUUGCAUUUAAUCCUGGGUAUAGAAGACAACCCCUAAUUUUAAGGUAUAUUUAGGCUACAAAUAUUUUCUUAUAAGCUGACACGUAUAGUAAAUAAGUACUAUAUGGAUGAAUUUGUUUAAAUAAUUGUAUACACAUUAAUUUUACUGUAAGUCAACUCCCUUACAUUAAUUCUAGCAUAAAGAUUUACUAUAGAAGCAUUUUAGAUGCAUUGCCGGAAGUCAGCUACAUAUGGGCUGUAUACAACCCAUAGGCCACACGUGCAGCUUGCAGGAAGGAACUGUUAUUGUGCUCUGAUGUGUCAUUUGUAUAAACACACACACAUCCUCAAGGAAAAAAGGUGAUUAUCACGGUCAUUUACAACAUUACAUGGAAGUUUUAUUUGGUAAAACAGGAAGAAAAUAUAGAUUAAAUGAGCAGUGGAGAAGCUGUACUAAACAACCGUGGUCAUUUUUUAUAUUUUGUUAGUUUUAAGAAAAGUGAGAAAUGGACAGGUAGGAUAUGAGAAUUCAUGAUCAAAACUGAAGUAGAAAACUUAGCAAAAUGAGCCUCUAAAACUGCCCGUCGAAUCCCCACCUUAUUUUUUAUCACUUUGUAUGAAUCUCAUAUUUAUAAUCAAUGGGAUCUUCUCAUGUUGAUGAAUGAUGUUUUGUAGGUCUUUGUCCUAAGUAAGGACCUGACCGCUAAAAUAUUUCUCUUUCAAGAAAAGGAUUCUGCCUUCAGUGGUAUUUACUUACCAAGGGCAUUCUCUAUAGCAUCAUAAUGGAGCUCUGUGUAAAUCAUCUUUUUCUACAUCUGUAACCUUUUCAUCCUCCAGUUAUAACCAUUUCUUGCACUGUUUUUAGUGUAUGUUCUGAAUGCCCAAUUUUUUCCUCCUCCACAUUGUUAUCAUGAUGCCAUUUCAUCAGAACACAGGAUAGGAUGCAACAGGUUGCAGUGAAGUGAUGAAGAUGGUUAUGGGGGCUUCACAGGGUGGUAGUGAACCAAUGAGGAUGGUCAUAGUGUGGGAUUUGGUGUGGCAGUGAGGGUAGUACUGAAGUGCCAUGAUUUCAGUUUGACAAGACAUCCAUUAUUCUGAAACUAUGGAAUGUAACUUAUUCAUCAGCAUUGAAUGUAAUGUGUACUGUGUAGAGCUGAGGCCUGUGUUUGCUAUCAAGCCUUUUUUAAGUGCUAUUGGUUAUUUCCAACCUGUUCUUGUGCUAAUGUUUCAAGUGUCACCUUUUGAAGGAUACCCUAUCCUCCUGAUGCUCUGUUCAUUCUAAAAUGAUAAAUUAGGGCCAUUUGGUUGACAUGUUGCUGACUCUAAACUACCUAAUGACAAUCACAAAGGAUCAGCCACUGGGGGCCAGAUUCAUGAAACCAUGUAACUGACCUCUCAUUGGCAAGUUUUCCAGUACCUCCGCCCACUCCAUAAAUCUGUAUUCAGCAAGCAUUUAUUGAGCCUCCUUUAAGGCCAAAAUUUACCACUGCCCUGAAAACCCAUAAGUGAGUUACUACUGGAGGUCUGGUAAGCUGGAUAAACACUGCCACCUCAGGAUUAUUCUGCCAUCUAACUGCUUGUAUCGGUCAUUUCUGAACAUGAUAAUGCAGUUGUGAUUAUCUUCGUUGUUGUAUAAGUAUCAAAAUGUAUAAUAAUGCUAGAAAGAAGUGGAGAGAGACAUGAAAAUAUGAAAUAAGUGGCGUAGCGUAUGAGUAGCCACAGCGGCGAUGAGUUGUCCUCAUUUUUAAUUUUCUACUUAUACUUGUUCCAUAACUUUAGAUGGAAAUAACCAACUGAUAAUUUUAGUAGUGAAUGGAAUUGAUACACAUUAGUUACUGCUGUGGAAAGAACGAUGAGUAGGGUAUUUCAAAUUUAAUGGCACUGCAGCAGGGCAAUUAUAGCUGACAGCUGUCAGCAUGAGUCAUAGGUGAUGUUUUUAACUGGAGUGACCAUGAUUUUGAUCUGUAAUGUUGUAGACCCAGUUAUAUACCAUCUCACUGACCCCUGGGAGGGGUAAGGAGCUUGUUCCUGGUGAAAUUUGGCUGCUUUUGCUUCUAUAAUGCUAGCCCUGUGAUUAUCAUCACUACAGGUGUUGCCAGCCUUUGAGUAAUUCCAUAUGGAAUAUAAGAAUGUAAAGAAACAAGCAGAAAAUCUCAAAUGAUAGAUAUUUAUAGUUUAAUGCAGAUAUGUGAACUAUAGUAUCAAAAUGCAUCUUAUUGAGGGACUGCACUGCUUAUUAUUACUUAUAGAACAGUGUUUACCACUGUACAAAACACAUGUUUUGAUUUUGAAGUCUGUAUUUCUUCACUAAAGUUACAUGAAAGCUUAAGAUACAGUAUAAAAACUUGCACAUGAUUCGCUACUGAGUGCAACAUCUGGGUGCAAGGGUAAUUCUUACUGACUCGUUACCAGAAUGUUGAUGAAUGCAGAGUCUGAAAGAUACCGGAGGUACCAAAGGGUUGGUUGGUAAAGUUUGUGAAUCUGGGCCUUGAUUGGGGUCUGACAUUCACCAUAUUUAUACACAUUGCUGCUUACUUCUUUUACUUGUUCUCUAAUUUGAUGCAGGAAUGUGUAUUGUCAACCAUUUUUUUUAGGGAAGACUCGUAUUUUGUAUGGUUGGUUGCAGAGGGUGUAUCAUGAUGUGCUAGACAUCAUGAUUCAUUUGAGUCUUACCAUUUUCUGUCCACUCCUCCUCCUCCUCCAAAAAUUGAUCGCUCCCUCCCUGUAACAGGGAGCAUGGGCCUUUGCCAAAGGCGACCUGUAGGAGGGUGCUGACAGACUGACUAUUGGUGAUCGAAAUCUAGCCGACCGAGUUGGUCUGUCGACUAGGACUGGCGUGUCUCUGUUCUGUCCAUUUAACACAAUCCAGUACAUGUAUUCACUGAAUCUCCUUUUUAACAUUGCUCAUGUACUUAUAUAUGGUUUAUUUUUUAUAGUUGCUUUAACAGCAUUAUUUUUUAACAUGUAUAAGUAUUGGGAUCUGUAUUUCCAUGUUCCCAUUCUUUGUUAUGUGUGUUGUAAAUAGAAUGUAGAUUAUGAGACUCAGUCACCUAAAUUUAGCUUGUGCCAUUCUUGGUUGGUUGUAUGUCUUAGCAUGUGCCAUUCAUGAUUAGUGUAGUUAAGUGCAGGAAAGUCAACAUCAAUUCCACAGAGAAUGUGGAGUUUCAAACCAGGAAACUUUAAUGUACAAACACACUGCAUUUAUGUAGAAGUAACAUUGUUCCUUUAGGGACAGGUGCUUUAAAAAUAUGAAAAUAUCAAGGCUUGCUACUUACUUAUCCAGAAUAUCAGGCAUAUUUUGAUUUUUUAACUUUUAACACUGGUGCUGCAAGAAGUAUAAAAAUAUAUAAAUGCUUAGGGAUAUUUUAACACUACAUAUGUAGUGAUCCCAUUGAGAGCUGUAAAAAAUGUACUAAUACAAGCAGAAGUACAAUAACGUUAUGGUACUGUACUUAUAACAUUUAUUUUUGAAUGUCAAACAAGGAUUGUAUGCUAUUGGGUUGUUUAUUUACAUUUGAGCUAACUUUAUUGUAGCUGCUAGAGGUGUUUAGCUACAUUUCAAUCAUACCUCACUAAUCACUAAUCUAGGUGCUGUAAUAUUGUAUGAACAUACUGAAGUAAUAGGAUUAAGAAUGAUAAAAAAUGAAAGGAAAUCUUAUAGCAGUUGCUAUGGGAGAAAGAAAAAUCACAAGUUUUUACAGACUUAUUUUCAUAGGAAAUUGAAAAGAAUGAGUCAGCUCCAUCAGAAGAGAACAGCAUUUGAACUUGGGUCUGAAACUGUAUUGCCCAUUAGUGUAUUAGGACCUCAGUGUAAUGCUGUGGUGAAGCACUUGCCAUCCAGCCAUUAGAUGCUGAAAACUCCACACCAAAUAAAUGUCCAAAUCAGUCAUAAGUUUUUAUUUAUUUUGGCUUUUUACAUGAAAUAUAAUUAUUGCUUGUAUAGGAGUUAUGUUUAUUAUAUCUGUAUGCUGUACCAGUACAUAUUAAGUAUAAUUUCUUAUUUGAAACCAUAAAUCCUGUUUCCUAUCCCAUUCAUUAUAAAUUAAACUGCAUUAAUGUCCCAGCACCAGACAGUACAGUGCUCUGUCACAAGUUGAAAGUAUGGAAGGUUUCAAGAGUUGUAAGUGGUGCAGAGCUGGUUCUGAUGAUCGAUUUAUGGGCUUUUCAGGUGUGACUGGGAUAGAAAGGACAGUCGUAAAAACUUGCCAGAGGUUUGAUAUGGGAUGGGAGUAUUGUAGAGGUAGAGUGUAGAUUUAGAGAUAAUAUGUUUACAGAAAGUCAUUGGGUAGAUUUUGGUGGUGAAGUGGAAGCCAUAUUUAGUUGUCCACCUAGAGAUAAAGUGGAAAUAACAAUUGAUUGUUGUCAAAAAUAGUGGUGCUGAGGACGAUGCCGUGGGGAAAGCCUUACAUUUACUUGGAAAUCUGUUAGAUAUAAAAUCUAUGAAUGAAAA